AUGAACGGCGAACUGUUUGACUACGGAAUCUUCGAUUGCCCUUGGAUGCAUUCCUUGGAUCCGGACUAUCCCGCCAUGUGCUUGCCCUACCAGGAGAUCCUGUCGCCCAUUCCUGCGGCCGACCUGCCAACGGAGACGGUCUUCAACGUGCCGGGCGGCCUGGUGGGUGACUUCGCUGCUCGAGACUCCACCUUCAUCAUGCCCGACGGCCAGGCCAUGGAGUGCAGCGACGAGAUCGAGCGGCUGACGGGGGCAGACGCGGACGAGGCGCAGAAGUGCUCCAAAGCAGACUCGGCCCUGCAGUGGCUGAAGUGCGGGAUCCCAUGUCCGGCUGCCUUCCCGAUGUCCGUGGAGGACUUCACGGGCCGUGCCGCUGUGGUCCUGGGCUUCAUCGUGAUCUCCAUGGGCGCCGGUCUCGCGACCUACUUCAAGGUGGGAGGGAGCAGCGAGAACUUCUUUGUGGCCGGGCGGGACUUGCCCGUGUGGAUCUUGGUGUGCACGCUUGGAUCCCAGUGCUUGGAUGCCAGCUCCGCACUUGGCAACCUGGACCUCGCUUACAAGUACCACUUCUGGGACGGUGCGGCGCUGCCAAUCGGCUUGGCUCUCUCGCUGCUCAUCGUCGGGACCUUCCUUGCAAAGCCCCUCCAUGCCAUGAAGCUGCUGACGCUCCCGGAUGCCUUUGCACGUGUUUACGGCGAGGCAGCCGAGGUCAUGUGCUCCCUGGUGACGAUGAUCUCCUUCAUCUUCCUGCUUGCGGGGAACCUCGUGGGCUGCGGGAAGGUCACGUCCUACCUAUUUGGCAUGGAUGAGUACGUCGGCAUCGUGCUGGCUACCUUCCUGAUUUGGAUGUACUCCUGCGCUGGUGGCCUGCUGUCGGUGGCCUACACCGAUGUGAUCCAGGCGCUCAUUGGCUGGACGGGCUUCGUCGUCGCCACGGCAUGGAUCCAGGGCAACAUGCCCAGCAGCGCAGGGGUCUCCGUCGCCUACCCUGUAGGCGACAUGCCGGUGAUCGGUGCUGGCCUCACAGACCCGGACAGCUACGAUCCCAUCCCGAACGCCAUCUUCUUCAACUGGGCCACGGUCAUUGUGUUGGCCUUCGGAAACUGCAUGGCUCUGGACUUCAAUGCCCGCUGCUUCGCGGCGAAGAGUGGCAAGACGGCUCAGAUUUCAUGCAUCCUCGCCGGCAUCAUCGCAGGCAUCGUCGGCGUCUUCAACACAUGGAAUGCCGGCACCAUGCGAGCUCUCUACGGCCCCUCCUCCCCGCACGCCGAGUUUGUGGCCAACUCCUGCUCGGCGGACAUCACGGUGAUCGGCUGUUUCGGUGGAGCCGCUGCGGACCCGUACCUGCUCGGCAUUGUGGCUGCCUCCAUGUCCACCGCCGAUGGGGCCAUUGUAGCCCUUGGCACCGUCUUCUCUCACAACUUGCUGCGCAAGACGAAGCGGGUUUCGGACGAGAACCUCCUGAAAAUCACCCGCUCCUCCACCUUGCUCUUCUCCAUCAUCGCGGGCCUCAUUGCCAGCACUCGGCCGAACGAAACAGGCUACUUCCUAAUCGUCGCCUUCGACUGCGUCUUCGCAGCCGGCGUCGUGCCCUUGUUCGCUUUGGUCUACUGGAAGAACAUCAAGCCUGAGGCUGGAUUCCUGUCGCUGGUGGCCGGGGCUCUUUGCCGUAUCAUCCUGGAGAUCGCGCUGCCCAAGGAUGGACUCCUGCUUUGGCUCGGGACCUUCGCAAGGAGCUUCGGCCCCGGAAUCGAGGACCCGGAGAUGUUCGACGAAGCCAUCAUGUUCGGCAGGUUGCCGGAGGUUUGCCCCCAGGAGAAGCUUCUGGACCUGACUGGCCUGGAUUCCUUGGUGUCCCCCGCGGUGGCCUUUGUGGUCUUGGUCCUGGUCCAGCUCCUUCCCAUUAAGAACAUCGGUGGCAAGUGGUUCACACCAGUUCCCGCACCGGAUGAGAAGGCAUCCUCCAACGAGCAGCCCGAAAAUGCUGAGAUUUGA
Molecule: messenger RNA, 1995 nt
Organism: Symbiodinium sp. CCMP2456
Lineage: Eukaryota; Dinophyceae; Suessiales; Symbiodiniaceae
Source: the annotation of a GenBank genome assembly